Molecule: messenger RNA, 1470 nt
Organism: Trichoderma citrinoviride
Lineage: Eukaryota; Fungi; Ascomycota; Sordariomycetes; Hypocreales; Hypocreaceae
Product: cytochrome P450
Exons: 5
Coding region: 1-1470 (489 amino acids)
Molecular function (GO): iron ion binding; oxidoreductase activity, acting on paired donors, with incorporation or reduction of molecular oxygen; heme binding
Source: RefSeq, a predicted model, not a curated record
AUGCUGGGCCAGACAGAGCAACCGCGCUAUGGCAUCCCGGUACUUGGCGAUACUGGUGGCUAUUCUGUCCGCAGUGUCUCUUUGGCUAAUGGGAUUCUGUUCGCGUGGACAGUGACCCUUGCAUGGUUCAUAUCGUCCUCAGUAUGCCAAUACUAUCGGCUUCGCCAUUUCGACGGGCCGUUACUGGCCAAAAUCUCAAACUUGUGGCUCUUUGCAUCUGUGAACAGCGGCAGAUCUUACCUCGAUUUCUGGCAAGUGACUCAAAAGUACGGAACAAUCGCUCGAGUUGGACUCAACGACCUGGUCACCGACGAUCCUGCCUUUGUCAAGCACAUGUGCAAUGUGAAAACGGAAUACCGUCGGUCUACCUGGUACGACGGCAUGCGCUUCAACCCUGCCUCCAACAACUGUUUGUCGACGCGAGACGAAAUCGCACACUCGGCUUUGCGUUCCAAGAUGGCCGCGGGUUACGCCGGUCGCGAUGUCGAUGAUAUCGAGCCGAAAAUCGACAACAACAUUCGCGAGUUCAUGCGCCUGUUAGCUAGUUAUUCUGACACGGAGACGCCUGUCGACCUUGGCCGCAAGGUCCAGUACUUCACCCUCGACGUCAUCUCGGAUCUUGCGUAUGGAGCACCCUUUGGCUUCGUUGAGACAGAUACGGAUGUGUAUGAAUACAUCAAGACGACCGAAAAGAAUCUCCCCAUGGUCAUGGUGGUGACUGUCUUUCCGUGGCUCCUGACGCUACUAAACUCCCCCAUUCUCAAAGGGUUACUUCCGUCCACAAAAGACCGACUUGGGUUUGGCAGGAUAAUGAGUAUUGCGAGUGAGGUAGCAGCAGAGCGGUUCAAGCCGGACGUCAAGGACGAGCGGGACAUGCUGGCAUCCUUCAUCCGGCACGGCCUCACUCAGACGGAAUCCAGGUCUGAGAUUUUACUGCAAAUCGCCGCCGGAUCCGACACGACCGCGUCAGCAAUUCGAUCAACAAUCCUCCAGUUGUGCUCAAACCACGAAAUUCUUCACAAACUUCGCCGAGAAAUUGCAUCUGCCAAUAUCGCUGGCGACAUCAUCAGCGACAGUGAGGCCAAAAGGCUUCCAUACCUCCAAGCCGUGAUCAAAGAGGGUCUUCGUAUCUUCCCCCCAAUCGCAGGCCUCAUGUCAAAGGAGGUGCCCCCACACGGCGAUACCUGGAACGGCGUCUUCAUCCCAGGAGGGACCCGAGUCGGAUACAGCAUCUGGGCCAUCACACGGCGAAAAGACAUCUGGGGAGCGGACGCCCUGGAAUUCCGACCGGAGCGGUGGCUCGAUAAUGCUCCGGAGAAAGUGAAGGAGAUGGAGAGCACGUUGGAUCUCAUCUUCAGCUAUGGCCGAUGGCUCUGCCUGGGCCGCACGAUCGCCCUUAUUGAAUUGAACAAGGUAUUCGUAGAGGUAUGUUUUUCAUUUCCCUUUGUUCGUAAAGACGGGUUUCGCUAA